Molecule: messenger RNA, 1716 nt
Organism: Kalmanozyma brasiliensis GHG001
Lineage: Eukaryota; Fungi; Basidiomycota; Ustilaginomycetes; Ustilaginales
Exons: 1
Coding region: 1-1716 (571 amino acids)
Source: RefSeq, a predicted model, not a curated record
AUGAAUCCAUACCACGCUGCAGCAUCGGCGCAAGACGAUGAUUCGUCCUCUUUUUCGCAAUUGGCAUCCAACUCCUCUUCCGAUCAGGAUCAGAGCCAGGGCCCUGGCAUCGGCCCACUCAACCCAGAUGUCGUCGCAAAUCCUUGGAACACCUCUUUGCUGUGGUCUUCCGGCAUUUUGGACAACCGAGAUCCGCGCUCCACCUUCUCGCCCUCCGCCAAUUGGCGGAACAUGUCCAUGCCAAGCAAUGUCGACACCGCUCCCAUCAGCUACUACUUCUCCUCGUCCACAGCAGGGGACUCGGUCGAUUUUUGCUUCUCUGGCCACGGCCUGUCCGUUCUUGACUAUCGUGGUCCCACACGCGGCAGGUACAAUCUCACCGUCGACAAUACUACCUCGGUCAUCAUCGAUGCCUACUCGAGCACUGAUGAGCUUGCCAAGGCGUCCGGUGCCGAACUGCCCCCCGCCAUCUGGACUUCCGAGACCUUCGACGAAGGCAAUCAUUACGUCGUCAUGACCAACCUCAAUAACGUCUCCGACAUGAACUUUUGGGGUGUCGUCAUCAAUCCCAACAACUACAGGCCAGGCAAAUCCUUCGUCUCCUCCGGCACCAACACCAAAUUGAUCAUCAUCGCUUCGUCGGUCACCGCUGUCGUCAUGUUUGGCAUCUUCAUUCUCAUCGGGUCGCUCAUCUACUACUACAAGCUCGUUCGACCUCGAAGACGCCUUCAGGCACAGAUUGACACCGAGCGCAAGGACGCAGCAUUGCUCACUCGCCCCUCGAGCUCCAACGUAGUCACUGAUAGCUAUGGCAGGUCGUUGUCCAGCUCCUCAUCGACGCGACUGCGGCUCGACACUAAUUUUCUCGCAAGUCAAGGUGACCUUGGCAGAGCACCCAGCAGAAUCACUGCCACCACGAACGAAUCACAAUUCUGGGUCCGAUCCGAGACCGACUUGGCCCUCGCUCUCGACAACAGGCGCUCAACCAGGACGCCGGCGGUCUUCCAGGAAAUUCGGCUCGGGUCGGUUCGAGACUCUGCUGCAUCCUCUCCUGUCGAUCUCAGCCCUACAAGCGACUUUGACGCCUCUUCGACAAUGUACAACACUGAGCUCGGCCAGCCUCUGUCCCCACUUUCACCCACGAACCCGGCUUACGCCCCUGCACAAACAUUGAGCAAUCAAGCAUCCUUCUGGGGUGCUGCUCCUGCGCUGCAACGCCAGGCCUCGACACAUCAGCUGCCGUCACAUCGCCACUCGAACUCGCUCAAUUCAGGCUCCAUUGGCGAUCACUCCGCCGCACAGGCCGCAAGAACUGCCGACACGUCGCUGCAACAUGUUCGAGCCGCCUCAACGCCCGACGCGAACCCGUUCAAAGAUCCUCGCUCGACCAUGGCGCUGAGCAAUCUCGCAAGGACCGGCUCGCGUCGUCCGCUUCCCACCCCUCCCACAGCAGCAGCUUCGCCUGUUGGCCCGAUGCCACCUCAAUCUCCCGCAGUUGCAGGUCCGCCAUUCCCUGAAGCCGGCCAGAGGCACUCAACGUCUAUACCCGAGCACCCGUCGGCCUCUCUUGGUCGCAGUGCGUCCCAACACUAUCGCUUUGAGCAAGACGCGUGCUCCUUCCACCUCUCCGACGACGGCAUGGUCGAUGAUCAUACCGGCGAGACGCUGCUUCCUCCACCCUACGCGCCCAGAGACAUGGGCAGACAUUUCAGAUAA